This is a messenger RNA of Xiphias gladius (swordfish), 3586 nucleotides long. RefSeq names its product interleukin 12 receptor, beta 2a, like (gene il12rb2l). Gene Ontology annotation, molecular function: cytokine receptor activity; cytokine binding. The transcript has 14 exons. Gene Ontology annotation, cellular component: signaling receptor complex; external side of plasma membrane. Lineage: Eukaryota; Metazoa; Chordata; Actinopteri; Istiophoriformes; Xiphiidae. The coding region runs from base 353 to 2479 and encodes 708 amino acids. Gene Ontology annotation, biological process: cytokine-mediated signaling pathway. The record is from RefSeq and is a predicted model, not a curated record.
CAUGUGGUGGUUGUAGUUACGUUAAGUUUCCGGGAAAUCAAAGUAAGUCUACGCACUGUCGCCGAAAGCGAACCAAGCCGACGUGCCAGUGUGCGCCCUGUUUUUCACUUGGCUGCUAGUGUCGGAAAUGGGCGGCGCUACCCGGCAGCGAACCCCAAGAGCAGCCCGUGUUUCGCCCGUCGACAGAAUGACCGGCUGGCAUCUCAGUGCGUCUCAUAGCAAGGUAAUCCCUUUACAUCAAUAGCUAGCAUAAGUCAGCUGGCGCCGAAGAACAAAAGAGAGAGCUUGCGCGUGCGUGUGUGCAUGUGCAUUUCGUGUUUCCCACAGGCACUGAGGCCUGGAUCCGAAUGUAAUGGCCACACUAAAGACAAAGUGGCUCUUGUCAAUUUUGCUGGUCAACCUACCAAAUUGCUCUGCUGCAGCAGGUCCUCCUGCUCCUCCCUCUCAUCCUGAGUGCUAUAUCCCAUGUGAUGAGAAAAGCUGUAGCGUAGAUAUCCACUGCACUUGGGACCCAGGGCCGGACCCCCAGAUCCCCACUGACUACAGACUGCAUUGGGAGCCAGCAAACCGCGAGGAGGGGUAUGUGACCAGUCGGACCAGUUCGAGUAAAGUUAUCAAACGUGAAUACUUUUUCAGUAAUGAAGAACUUCGUGUUUGGGUUGAGGCUAAGAACCAGCAUGGUACUGCCAAAUCUCGGGAGGCUGUCUUCAACACAGCAGUUAUCAUCAAGCCACCCCCUCCUGUCAUCACAACAACACAGUCGGAGUCUUUAGAGAUUGAGUGGCAGACCUUCUGUACUGAGCUUCUUCUCUCUGUGGGAACCUGCGACGUCCAAAAUCGGAUUGAGGCAGAGCAAGUUUGGCUUGAGCACGAGGGUGGAUUCAUUCACACUUAUACAUUGGACAAUCCCCAGCCUGGCACAUUUUAUGAAUUUCAAGUUCGCUGUGCCUGUAGCAUAGGCUUAACAAGUGACUGGAGUGCAAUCCAGAAGUUAAAAAGCGCGGAGACAGCCCCUGUUGGAGAGCUGGAUAUAUGGAGGGACUGUAGAAUAUCUCCUGCAAGCUUUGACUGUGGUCUGAUCUGGAAGAAGCUUCCUAUAUCUCAGGCGUGCGGUGUCAUUCUGGGAUAUGAAGUCAAACUGUUUGACAAUAACAGCACACUGAAGCUGGUGAAUGUGUCCACAGCUGAGUCUUGCGGCCAGUUGUUCGAUGAAAUGAAAUGCCUCUUCAACUCCUCUCUAAAGGGUGUAUCAUCAGUCAGUGUAUCAGCCUUCAACGCUCAUGGUGCCACAGUGCCUUCUCAUCUAGAUAUGCAAACACCAGGCAUAGAGAAAAAUGAACACGCUAUUAACCUCGAAAUGAAUGAAGAGAACCUCACUGUGUCCUGGGAUCUGCACUCUCAGCUCUCAGACAACCUGAAGGAAUAUGUGGUGCAAUACAAACAAGCAGGGUGUCCUCCAGGCCAAGGAUUUGAUUGGAUCAAAGUGACCACAAACCAAACAGUGUUUUUUAAAGGUGAAUUUCAAAAAUACACACCCUUCCAAGUGUCACUGUUCACUGUAUCACACGGUGGGAAAGUCCGUCAACUCUCAUCAGUUAUUGGAUAUUCUCUUGAGGGAAUUCCCUCCGGGGAGCCAACAUUUAAGGUCAUUUCCAUUGCUGCCACUCAGGUGACCCUGUUUUGGGAGCCUGUUCCACUGUCCAAGCAGAAUGGGGUGAUCCAGUACUACCAAAUAGGAUUAGACAGACAAAAAGUGUACAAUGUGAGUGCAGCCCCACAGCAUAAAAAUGGGACUUUCAAGCUGAAGCUCCUCAGUCCAGGCCAGGAGUAUCAGGUGUGGAUAAGAGCUGUGACUGGUGCCGGGCCUGGACCAAAUGCCGUCAUCAGGUUCAAAACUAAACAGCUUGAAAAUUAUGGGCAUUUAACAUUAGCCCUGCUUGCAUCAUUGUUUUUGGUGAUAUGCAUUUUUGUUUUAUUCAGUUUGUGUCAAGUAGAAAGCAAAGUGUGUCCAAUGGUGACUUCAUGUUUCUCUGAGAAAGUGCCAGAUCCCCGCAAUAGCCACAUCUUCAGACAGAUGAAGCACCAGAUUAAUGACCCUUUGGCUUGGAUCUGCAUACCCAUCUCUGAGCCACAUCCCAAGAUAUCUAUGUUGGAGGUUGUUGAAGUCCAGCAUGGUGCUUUCAAGUCCUCCGCGAAGAAAGCGUCCGACUCUGACGGAUUAACUAGGCCAAUGGGUGGAGAUGGGUGCUCACAGAUGGACUGCCAAGACGAUCACAGCGAGGAUGCUGUCACAGAGGAGUUUGGCAGGACAGAGCACAGAUAUGGGAGAAAGGAGUACAGCAAAAUGGUUGACUCUGAUGAGGAGAGGGACAGAGAGGAGGACAGGGAUGAUUGUUGGAGCUCCUCAGAGGAAGAACAGUUUACAUCGGGUUAUGAAAAACACUUCAUGCCCAGUGCAUUGGAAAUACUGGACAUUUGAUGAUAUCUUCACAUUGCAUCAUGGACAUUAAUCUCAGAUAAAUGUGAGUUUGUUUGUUUAUUUUUGUUGUUGUUUUUUUGUUGUAUUUUUGGGGGGGGGCAGAAAAUGUUCUGUAUGGAAUUUUAGAUGAAGACUCUCUGGGUAGGCUUCCGUAGACUCUCUCUGCAGGACCCUGGAAGGCAGACUCAACUCAUUGGAAAGAUUCGCCUACUAUAGCUAAUGACCAGUCAGGAAAUCCCUCUCUCUGCCCUGGCUUUCACCUUCUAUAUUUGUUAUUUUGGUAUUUGGUUUUAUUAUAUUUUUGUUUAACCAUUUGGUGUUCGCUUUGGCUUUAUUUUUACUUUUAAUUUUUCAGUUACAACUCGUGUGUAGUCCCACAUUUUUGUCGUAUGUUGAGCCUGGCUAUGAAAAUAAGAAGCAUGAACAGUAUUUUCUGAGGCAAAAAUGACACAAAUGUAUCUACAAACUGACAAAUAACUGGGUGUGCGGUAAAUUAUAAUUUCUUUAAAAUCUGUAGCCCUAAUAUAAGCUAUGCAGAAUCAGGAGUGACCUUGAUAGCACCUGCUCCUAUACAUGAUUACAUGUUUAAACAUCUCAGGAAACACAAUAUUUAAUUUUAGGGGGAAUGUUAGUAUAUAAUAUAGACGUUUAAAGACAAAAUCCACUGUAAAACAAUUAAACGUUUAAUGUAAUUUUAAUUUAAUUCCAGUCAGGUGUCAUCAGGUGACACUAAAUGAAUGCCUAAUCCUUUCGUUUAAGGUUUUUUUUUUUUUUUUUUUUUUGAGUCAUUCAUUCCCAGAUGAGCCAUAAAUGCCAUUAUAACGUAUAAAUGGUUUUUAAAAUUACAAAGUUACAAGAGCUCUUGCUAUUUUGAACCCCCUGAAUAUUAAUGUUAACAUAUCAGGUGCUAGUUCAUGUAUUAUUUCUCUGUUCUUCUCUCUGCAAAUUAUCCACAUCCAUACUUUUUGUUUACAUUGUUGCACCUUGAACUUUAAAUUUGAAUAAGUGUCACAUAUUAAAUGAACAGUUUUUUAAUAAAGGUUUGGCAGCAGAGUUUCUGACCUAUUCAUCGAUCAGUUGACUCAGGCAUGCCAGUGGAAUAUGGUA